AAAUGUUUGGUCCUGAAGAGCCUAGCUGUGAGCUCGAAGUAAUCAAAGAAGUAGGCGACCAGGCUUGUCAGUUUGUGCAGAAGUAUUGCGAGCACGAGUCGUUGUUUAACUUCUUCUCGGUUCAUUAUUGCCAGUUUGAAGGUGCAAGCUACAUCACUAUCCCGGUAUAUCUGUUCAUCAUCUUUUUGUGAUUUUACAUUGUUGGAACUACUGCAGAGGGUUUUCUCUCUCCAGCACUUGAAAAAGUUGCAGAGAAGCUAGGAAUGUCAGAAUCCUUAGCAGGAGUUACCCUCCUCGCUAUGGGGAAUGGAGCACCUGAUGUCUUGACUUCGGUAUCUGCAGCUGGAAGUGAGCAUACUGGAAUGUUCUUUUCAGUAGGGUCCUUAUCUGGGUCAGGCCUCUUCGUCACAGGAGUGGUCACUGCAAUGUGCAUAAUCUUCUCACCAGAGGUGAUUAAAGUACCUGGUUCCAGCAUCCUCAGAGAUGUAUGUUUCUAUAUGUUAGCGCUAAUAACUGUUCUGAUCGGGUCAAUAGUGGGAGAACUCAACUUAUACUUCGCCGUAGCGUUCUUUUGCAUAUAUCUUUCCUACGUUGUCGUAGUCAUCAUAAUGGACAAGCAUGAAAGAAAGCACCAGGAUUUGAGCAACAAAGAGAGGGGAAAUGAUGCUCAGCUCAAGAAAGUUACCUCAAUUAACCAAGAUAAAGAAUCCUUGAUGAGCUCAGAUGAGGAAGAUGAUGACGAAAACUACUUUUAUGGAAAAUCAGCAUCUCAAAAUGUAGGCUCUCUUGGAAAACGUUUGAUUAAAAGGGACGAUAAGAAUAGAAAAGCUCAGACUCAGGACUCAUCUGGUGACCAAGAGCAGAACAAUGGAUCUGGUGAGGAAUGGUCAAUGGUCCUUGAAGAGCAAGAUGCUUCAGAACAAGAGCAAUACCAUGAGCAGAGCCAUCAGCGUCAUCAUCCCCAUAUAGAAACAGGUCAACGUGGCAAACGAAAACUCACGAAUCAAAGUUUUGUAAGAAGGAUGAAUAUAAAAGAUGAGCAUGAAAGACCUCUUGUCCUUUCUCCAAAAUUAAGAGCUAAGAAAAUAUUGAAGGAAGCAAGCCCAGAUGCAAACAAGGUAGAGAAAAUGAAUAUUUUCAAAAGGUUGAUCCAUUACAUACUAAAAACUCCUUUAAAUUUCUUAAGAAGAAUUACAAUUCCACCUUCAGAUAAUGAUUCAUGGGAUAGAAGGUACGCUUCGGUGGUUCCUAUCUUCUCAUGCUUCUUUAUUUUUGUAAUGACAGGUAUGAUUGACUUCAAGAGCAUGCCCCACUUCUCCUUCUGGAUCUGUCUUGGGGUUGCCUGUGUCCUCUCUCUUAUAAUCUGGCUUACAACACCGUACAAGGAAGAACCGAAAAGAGCUAUUAUCAUUUUCGCAGUAGCAGCCUUUUUCCUAUCAAUUCUGUGGAUGUGGUCAGCAGUCAAUAUCCUUGUAGAUUUACUCGGAGUCUUAGGCCUUCUAUUGGGAUUCAACCCAGCUUUUCUUGGAAUGACUCUUCUUGCAUGGGGGAAUUCAUUUGGAGAAGUGAUGGCGAACUCAACAUUUGCAAGAAGAGGAUUGGGAAGAAUGGCUUUCACAGCAUGCUUUGCAGCUCCUCUCUUUGACUUCCUUAUCGGCCUUGGGCUUAGCCUGACUAUAAAGAAGAUUAGAGGAAUCCCACCUUCAAGGUUUGUGAUCACUGAUACCGAAGCGCAUAUUCCCUUAAUGGCUAUUGGAGGCCUGAUGUUGCAGUUCAUAAUAAUCCUAAUAAUGUCAACGGUCAACAAGUUCCAUCUGAAGAGGUGGCAAGGAUAUGUUCAAAUUGGCUAUUUCGCUCUGUUGCUGACCAUUGUUUCGAUUGGAGCAUUCACUUUUGCAAAAUAAUUAGUAGUGUAAAUAUCUCAGUCAAUA
Molecule: messenger RNA, 1931 nt
Organism: Moneuplotes crassus
Lineage: Eukaryota; Ciliophora; Spirotrichea; Euplotida; Euplotidae
Source: the annotation of a GenBank genome assembly